UGACUGAAUGCUGAAUGUGCUGUUAUGGUCGACUUACUGAACCUAACAUUGCACGUGUUUUCAUAAAGGGAUCGAUGUAGAGAUAUGUUCUUGAAUAUUAUUUAAAACUUUCUUCUAGCUCGUGAGCGCGCUCUGGGGGCGGAGCUUCACUGAAACUAAACUGGUGUCAAACAGCAGGUGAAUUAAUGAAUAAGUCGGAAAUCACCAUCGACUAUGAGCUUCCCGAUAUUUACCGGUUGUCUAUGCAUUUAAAAAGAAGAUGUUUUUAUGAUUUGACCUAAUCGUCAUGCCUCGAAGGGAAAAGGGGUGAUUGGGUUAUGGUGCAAAGAUGGAAAAGCCCGAAGAGAGGCAGGAAACGCAGCAGCCGUCCCCACAGAUGGCGGCACCUGAUGGGGGUUGGGGCUGGGUGGUGGUGGGGUCUCUUUUCGUGAUAUCUGCGCUGGUGUUUGGGCUCAUCCGCAGUCUGGGCGUCUUCUUCGUGGAGUUUGUGCGGUACUUCGAUGAGAGUGCUCAGGCAGUGUCUUGGAUAACAUCCAUUGGGUUGGCCAUGCAACAGCUAAUGAGUCCAAUAGCUGCAGCCGCAUGUAAUGUGUAUGGAGCUCGUCCAGUUGUUAUGAUGGGAGGAUUCCUCUCAGGCCUGGGAUUCAUUCUGGCUUCCCAGGCAACAAAUCUUUUGCAUCUUUACAUGACCAUGGGAUUCAUUUCAGGUUUAGGCUGGGCACUGGUCUUCACCCCUACUGUUGCGUCAGUGAUGCAGUAUUUCACCAUACGGAGAUCUCUAGCCAUGGGCCUGGGCUUCACAGGCGUUGGUCUCGCCUCUUUCGCCUUCUCUCCACUUUUUCAAUAUCUAGUGUCAGUUUACGCUUGGCGUGGGGCUUUGCUUAUCCUCGGGGGCCUCAGCUUCAACAUUAUCGCCUGUGGAGCUCUCAUUCGACCUCUGGGGAAUCCAAAAGUUGUGGAAAAGACUGAAAACUCGACCAACCUGAACAGAUGCUCUUUUUCCCCCUCCCGUAUCUACGAGUGCUUUGAGCUCUCCCUGCUGUCACACCGAGGCUUCCUCACAUAUACCGCGGCCAUCACCCUUUUCAAUGCGGGCUACUUCAUCCCCUACGUUCACCUGGUGGCCCACAGCCGUAACAUUGAUUUCACUGAGUACCAGGCGGCCUUUGUAAUCUCUGUAACCGGUGUGGCGGAUAUCGUGGGCCGCGUAGCCUCCGGUUGGGCCUCGGAUCUGGGCAGAAUGCGGAUGCCCCACAUGCUGGCGCUGUGGACUGGGUUACUGGGCCUGUUUCUGAUGCUCAUUCCCGCUGCGGUGAGUUACCCAGGACUGCUGGUUGUCAGUUUGGCCUAUGGCUUCUGCGCAGGAGCGAUGACGCCGCUGGCCUUCGCGGUGGUGCCGGAGAUCGUAGGCAUCGAGCGAGUGCUAGGAGCCCUUGGUCUCCUGCAGCUCAUUGAAAGCGUUGGAGGGCUGCUGGGAGCACCACUGUCUGGCUGGCUGAAGGACUACACUGGAACAUACACGGCAUCUUUUAUCACUGCUGGUAGUUUCCUCAUGUUAGGUACGUUGGUUACAAUGACUCUUCCCUAUUUUUGGUCUUGUACCGCCCCUCCACCCCCAUCGCCAUCAAAGAAGAAGUCUCAGGAUUUCUCCAUUGAAGAUGGACUACUCAAACCCACUACCUCGAACUCAGAAAAAGAGUUAAAGAUCUGCUCUAAGAGAGAGGUUACACAUCCAGAGCAAGAACAAGAACAAAUACCUCAGGAAAUUCUUCCUCUGACUAAAUUAAAGGAAACAUUAUGAUUUUGUGAUGUUAGAAAACACCUAAUGGUGGUAGAGCUAGUUUUUGAAAGGAUAUUUGCAUUAUAUCAAACAGGAUACACAAAUGUUUGUAUUGGAAUCGUGGCCAAAAUGUUUUUUAUGAAAUUAUCCACUGAAAGUUUUACUGAAAAAUGUGGUAUAAGUACAAAUUAGUGAGAUUUACCCAAUGCCAAAUAAUAUAUAUAUAUAUAUAUAUAUAUAUAUAUAUAUAUAUACAAGGGUAUUAUAUAUAUAUAUAUAUAUAUACAAGGGUAUUUUAUAUAUAUAUAUAUAUAUAUAUAUAUAUAUAUAUAUAUAUAUAUAGGUGAAAUUUGCUACUGCUUUUUGGAUAGUAACAAAACAAUCCAAAAGAUGUUCUCAGAUGUUGAAGUCUGCCUAACUGGAAUAAAGUUAUAUACAAAUCUGUCUUAAUGUCAGAAAUAUUGUUAAUUUAAUGAUUCCUUUAAUAAACAAAAAGUAUUUAUAUAUAUAUACUUUUUUUUCCUCCUCCCAUCUCAUGUUUUCCCCGCUCACCAUGUCCCUUUUUGGGCUCUGUAGAAGUCAAUAAUUUUUAUUCAAUAAAAUAUCUUUUCAUAAUCAAUGCAAAAUCAUCACAGAAUAAGGAUUUGUGCCGGAAUUGUUCUAAAAGUCCUCUUUUGCUUGACCAUUUCUGAAUUUAUGGAGGGCACUGCAUAUUAAAUACAAUGGUAUUACUAUCUGACACCAUAACGCUGUUUUAUUUUGGAGAAGUAUGCUGGCAGAAAUUCUACUCAUUUAUAAAUUAUUAUUUUUAUAAUAUUAUAAUUUUUGGAUUGUAGGCCUAAGUUAUGGUGUCUUGUUUGACUUCUGGCACUCUCUGACAGAAAUCUGAUUAUGAUAUUUGGUGGACUAAAUGAGGUUUGUGGUUUUUAUUAAUCUCAGUUUUGUAUUCAAUGCUAGUCAAACAUGUUUGCUGCUAGCAAGAACUUACUCAGUUCCAAGCUUAUAACUUGGUCAUCAUCACAUCUCAGACAUGUUGUUUUCACAUCAAGCAAAAGCUAGGAUAAAGGCAAAACAUUUCCUUGUUUGAUGCUAGACGCUACAGAUUGAAGGCAAGCUAAUGCUAACGUAGCAAUGCUAAUCCUGUUCAGCUCCCGAGGUAGAGCAUCAAUCUUUCACACAGACUAGCUACAUUUACUUGAUUACAGCUGGACUUUUCUUGUUCUUGUAUUGCAUAUGGAGAAAUAUGUUUUCAAGAUGUUCUUUUGCAUUGUCCGAGAAAAUUGAUGUUGUCUUUUCGGGGUCAAAAUGCAUCUUUUUUGUAUUUCAGUGAUAUUUUAUGAUGGGGAUUUUGCCUAAUGCGAAGGGUUUUCACUGUGAUGUUAAAGCUCAAGGUCUCCGAAUAUUGACAUGUUUAUCCACCGAGGUCACUGACUUAAAACAAAUUCACUGAAUCAUGGA
Molecule: messenger RNA, 3238 nt
Organism: Pimephales promelas (fathead minnow)
Lineage: Eukaryota; Metazoa; Chordata; Actinopteri; Cypriniformes; Leuciscidae
Gene: slc16a13
Product: solute carrier family 16 member 13
Biological process (GO): transmembrane transport; monocarboxylic acid transport
Molecular function (GO): monocarboxylic acid transmembrane transporter activity
Source: RefSeq, a predicted model, not a curated record